AUGGCUUCGUACGAAAUUGAUAGCGUCAAGGUUGAGAAAGCCAAUGCUUUGAGAAGGUAUAAUCGGCAGCGAAACCUUAGGUGGAUUUUCGAAAUUUGUGCUGCUCUGUUAGUUGUGCUUUCGUUAUCCACUACCUGGGUUCCGGUUGCCGUGGAAACAGCCCGUGAUUUUCUCCGGCGAUUCAUCGCCAUAUUUGAUUGCACUUUAUACGUCCUCCUUCUCGUCAUGAUCAUUAUUUUAAUCAUAUACGCCUACUCCGGCCAAAAAGACGCUACGUCCGAUGUCUACGACGAGUUCAUCGAACACAACGACUCUAGCAGGAGGUUCUUCCCUGGCGAGGAGCCACCGACGCAGGAAGAGACCUUUCAUGACAAGCACAUGGUUUGCUCCGACAAUGCUGUCUCUCCGGUUCAUGAGGAAGAUUGCAUAGUUUCUCUUGUCACCAAGCCUUUGGUCUCUCCAAUUCAGUCAGAGAGAGUUGCUGCGGUCAGUAAGAAGGCUUUGCGUAAAAAUCCAUAUCGGAGGACUAUAUCCGAGAGAUUCGAGCAACGAAUUGAGGAGAGGUCUCGACGAGUGUUUCGGCGAUCAGAGACGGAGAUAUGCAGGAAAUUGGUGAUUUCCGGUGAAGAACCAUCUAGAAGGUCGUGGUCUUACUCUGUGGAUAACUUGAGCAAGGAGGAAUUCAACCGCACAGUGGAUGCCUUCAUUGCAGAGAAAAAGAAAAUUCUAAGGGAAGAGUGUAAGGAAGAAAGGAAAAAAGAGUCAAAUUUGGCCCUCGCCAUCCAGAAGUACUGA
Juglans microcarpa x Juglans regia is the source of this 795-nucleotide messenger RNA. RefSeq lists its product as uncharacterized. The transcript has a single exon. Lineage: Eukaryota; Viridiplantae; Streptophyta; Magnoliopsida; Fagales; Juglandaceae. The record is from RefSeq and is a predicted model, not a curated record. Bases 1 to 795 code for a protein of 264 amino acids.